Messenger RNA from Radiomyces spectabilis, 911 nucleotides. RefSeq lists its product as uncharacterized. The record is from RefSeq and is a predicted model, not a curated record. The transcript has 6 exons. NCBI's taxonomy places the organism in Eukaryota, Fungi, Mucoromycota, Mucoromycetes, Mucorales, Radiomycetaceae. Bases 228 to 764 code for a protein of 178 amino acids.
CUUUCCGGUGUCGAGUAAUCGAAGAGGGUCGGUGGAAAAGUCAGCCGGCUUCAAGGUCGAUAUUCGGUCGGUUCAAAAAUACGGUCGGACUUUGCACGGAUGCAUGUCAGCUGGGCUGCGCCAUCAGGCAAAGCCGCUGAGUUUAAAUACAUCUUAAAAAGUCGGCCAUCCCCCAGUUGCCGUAUUUCUUCAGCAUCACCCACACUUGUAAUCGGCACCCUUCAACGAUGGCAACCCCAGUUCGCAAAAGGUUGAGAUCCACGUCCCCCGGCAUUCAAGAUGUCAGCAAAAUAAGAAGCCAAGUUGAUCGGAUAGUUGGAAGGACCCAGGCAUUACUAUUAAACAGAGCAGCCAACGAACUUCAUGAUGCCGUUAGUGCAGAAACGGCUACUCUUAUCUUGGAUACCUCUGAGAAGUUCUUUGAGCAAGACGGUAUUCGACCAAGUGGCUCAGAGUUAUCCGUCGGCACGAAAAUCAAGCGUGAAUGCAUAAUGAAAUACCCUCGAUACGAAAUUCUCGAGGAUCAAGACAAAAGUUUGGUCGCACUCGGCGCUAAUUCCAUUCUCGAUUUGUCCAAGCCUAAUUCAGUCCAUAAAGAGCUUUUCUCCCAUCAACAAUGGGCCCACUUGUUACAUCAAUUCAGAUCAACUUGCGAGAGCAAUACUACGCUGCUGGAGGAGAAUAAUAGCAUUUUGCGAGGAAUUGAGAAGAAAAGACCUCAAUGCUGCGAGGCUAAAGGCCAACAAAUUGGAAAAUGCUCAUAAGGGUGCGUUGUCCACACUUCUUAACAUGUACUCUGAGUACUUGAAAAUCCUACAGUUCAGGAAAAGACUGCUCCGACCGGACCUUGAAAUGACAGAUGAUGACUUGGCUGUGAAACUCUGGGGCCCACUGUUGGAGUGUAUUAUGCG